UUUGGGCUCUCUGUGAACAGCUGCCGCGAGAGAAUGGUGCACCUCAGCGCGCGUAGGUGUGCGACUGUACUCAACUCGGAUCUUACGCGCUUGCAACUUUAACGCAGCACGCAGGUCAAUUCAAGUGUGUGUGUGUGUAUAUGUGUGAGUGUGAGUGUGUGUCUGCGCAAAGUUCAAAGCGUCUCCUCGUGUGGCUUCACACACACACACACAGACACUACAAAUGGCUUGGACAAUCCCCCCCCACCUGCGCGGGACCGGCGCUGCUUUCCUUCUGGUCGCGACACUUCUGACAGGUGCCGCGCUCGCGCAGGUUUUUGACACUUACGGAUUAUCCUACGCCUUGAGAUCCGAACUGUCGGAGGACGCGAUACUGGUCGCCAACAAUGGAAUACGCGUGCCUUUCGGGAGGUCCGUCUACAUCGAUCCCAUCAACGAUUUGGUCAUCCAAGUUCAGCCCGGGGACAGAUGCAGCAUCACAGUUUUGGACCACGAUCCCUUGUCUCAGAGGCCCGGACACCUGUCUCCGAAAAAGUUCCCCUGUGAAUUUGGUCCCAAUGACGUGAGAUAUUCCCACCUUGGCUCCAGGAGCCCUCCAAGGGACAGGGUGAGGCUGCAGCUCAGGUACGACACUCAAACGGAUACUGUUAUAAUCCCGUUCAUGAUGGAGGUGGAAGUCGUUUUCACACAAUUAGAGGUGCUAACCAAAAACAUGCCCCUCGUGGUUGAUAAACUGCUGGGCACAAGUAACCCCAUUGAUAGAAAAAUCCUGGAGUUCACCUUCGAUAGAAACGUGCACCAGUGCAAAAUAGCCUCUCUGUCUAGUGGCAGUACAUUACCGAGAUAUGGGAAACUUGUGGAUGAUGGGAAUCUCGAAAAGAUGGUGGACUGUGAUGAGUUCCUUACAAUGAAUAUCCGUUAUCAGCACACCUCUGCUCUGAAAUCACCAAACAGGGAUUAUAUCCCGAUGCUUGUGGAACUGCACGAUAAGGAAGGAAAUUUGCUCAAACAAGAAUUUUUCCAAGUGCUGGUGCGAAUAAGAGAGGGGGAGGAAAACACGGCCCCUAAACCCAGCUUUGUUGCGAUGAUGAUGAUGGAAGUGGACCAGUUUGUGAUGACUGCCAUCACUGCUGACAUGCUGGGUGCGGAGGACAUUGAGUCUAAUCCCGAUGAUUUGAUUUUCAACAUCACGUCCACUCUGUCCUUCGAGGAGGGGUACAUAGUGAGCACCGAUGAUAGGAAUCUCCCAAUAACGUCGUUUUAUCAGGAAGACCUUAAAGACUUGAAAAUAGCCUACAAGCCUCCUGCUGUGGACUCAGACACGGAGCGAAUUUUCCAGAUUGAAUUUGAGGUGGUGGAUACAGAGGGGGCCGUGUCAGACCCGUUUGCCUUUAUGAUUGUUGUGAAACCGAUGAACACACUAGCCCCAGUGGUGACCAGGAAUACCGGUCAGCUGCUUUAUGAGGGACAGUCCAGGCCUCUAUCCAGUUCACAUAAUCUUGAAAUCAGUGAUGAAGACAAUCUAGACAAAGUCAGGGUGACUGUAAUUGACGGCCUACGGCACGGAGAGCUAACCGUUCUGGGCUCCAGCAGGAAAUUUUUCACCCCAGCAGACCUCGAUGCUGGAACAGUCAUUUAUCAACAUGACGGGAGUGACACCUACAGUGACAAUAUCAUUUUUCGGAUGACGGAUGGGAAAAACGAGGUGGAGUUUCUCUUUCCCAUCACCGUUGUGCCAACCGACGACGAACCGCCCAUUAUUAAUGCGAACACCGGGUUGGUUUUAUUCAAGAACCAAAUAAUGCCAAUCUCCCCUCUUAUGCUGAGCGCAGCAGACAUUGACUCAGAGGACUCCACUAUCAAAUUCAAAAUCGAGUCACCUUUGUCCACUAUUGGCCAAGUGCUGCUGCGCCAGGCCGAGGCCCCGGAAGACCCAUCGACCUGGCGGUUUAAUGCAGAGGAUGAACUUUAUGAGAAAGUUGUAACCGAGUGGCUGCAGCAAGAUAUAACCGACGGUAAACUGUUUUACAAGCACGUUGGACCUCACAGUACCGGCACGGUAAUGGACCAGUUUGUUUUCAGAGUUCAAGAUGACAAUGACCCACCUAAUCAAUCAGGUGAGAGCUCAUUCAUUAUCAAGAUUCUCCCGAUCGAUGACCUCCCCCCUGAACUGUACCCUGGCACUACUCUGCAAAUUACUGUACACGAGUACCAGCGUACCUACUUCCGGAAAAAAUUCCUCCGUUACACUGACCUGGACUCAGAGGAUAGGGAUCUUAAAUACACAAUCACCCAGCCGCCGACAGACACAGACGAGAAUAGCCCUGUUGUAUUGGGAUCCAUAGUACUAAGUGAAAGGCCAGAUGUUGAGGUAACAACAUUCACUCAGGCACAGAUCAACCACCAUAAAAUAGCUUACAAACCCCCUGACCUUGAGCUAGGAAUCACUACUCAUGUACUGCAGUUCAGGUACACUGUGGAAGAUACCUCUGGGAACAGUGUAGCUGGAGUUUUCACCAUAUUCUUGCAGCCUGUAGACAACAAGCCGCCUCAGAUAACCAACUCUGGCUUUACUCUAUUUGAGCGCGGCACACAUAUCAUUACAAAGGCUGAGCUGGACACGACAGACACAGACACCGACCACAAACAGAUAUCCUUUACCAUCACUCAGCCCCCGCUCCAUGGCCUGGUGCGGUACACAUUUACAGACAUGACAAAAAGUGACACUUUCAAUCUUGACGACAUUGUAAACGGUAGGAUUUCUUAUGUCCAUAAUGGGGACGAAUCAACAGCCGAUUCAAUACAAAUAGAUGUUAGCGAUGGUGUCCAUGUUGUCCCCAUUACUAUCAGGAUCUCUGUGAAGCCCAUUGACGACGAAACCCCGAGUAUUAGUCUCCCAACAGGCACAAUUGGCUCCUAUAUGGACGUCUUGGAAAACGGAGCGACGGAAAUCACAAGUAAUGUUAUACAGGGAAGGGAUGAGGACACGGAUGACCUCCGUCUUACAUUCAUUGUGGAAGAUCCACCGGAUUUGGGUGAAAUCCUGGUGAACGGUGUCCCCUCAAGCAUGUUCACCCAGGCUGACAUCAUUAACGGGCUGGUGGUCUAUGCACACACCAGUGGAGAGAUAGGCCCCACCACAAAGGAGGACUACUUUAAUCUCACCCUGACUGAUAUGUCUGAUGAAUGGACUGUGGGGGGAAACAAGGUCACCGGUGUCAGAGUGCACGUUACUAUUCUUCCUAUGGACAGCCAGGCCCCAGAGGUCUUUGUUGGGCCACAGUUUGUCGUCACUGAAGGAGAGAAGAAUGUCAUUGAAAUCCUCCACAUAAGUGCUGAUGAUGUUGAUACUCCUAAUGAUGACCUCCUUUGUACAAUCAUAGUCCAGCCGACUUCAGGGUAUGUGGAAAAUAUUUCCCCGGCCCCGGGUUCCGAGAAGUCCAGAUCCGGGAUGGCUAUUAGUGCAUUCACCAUCAAGGACAUCAGACAAAAUCACAUCUACUACGUCCAGAGUAUUCACAAAGGGGUGGAGCCAGUCGAGGACCGGUUCACAUUCAGGUGCUCUGACGGCAUCAACUUCUCCGAGAGGCAUUUCUUCCCCAUUUCCAUACUCCCCUCGAACGACGAAAAGCCCGAGAUAUAUAUGAGAGAGUUUGUGGUCAUGGAAGGCAUGAACAUAGUUAUUGACACGCCCAUUUUGAACGGCGCUGAUGGGGACGUCCCCCCCGACGAGCUGACAUUUAUUAUAACCAGACCACCCAAGCACGGCGUUAUUCUCAAUCAGCUUACUACUGGCACUGUACCGGCCUCGAAUUUCACCCUAGAUCAGAUCAGAGAGGCUUCCAGCAUUGUGUAUGAGCAUGAUGACUCAGAGACCACAGAGGACAGCUUUGAUGUCACGCUCACUGACGGCAGGUUCAGUGUGGAGAAAACAGUGGUUGUUAUGAUUAUUCCCGUGGACGAUGAAACCCCGAGGAUGGCCAUCAACGACGGCCUUGAAAUCGAAAUAGGCGAUGUGAAAGUCAUAAACAGCUAUGUUUUGAAAGCAACUGACCUGGACUCUGAGGAUAGCGCGCUGACGUACGUUAUCCGCUACGGGCCCGCUCAGGGCUAUUUGCAGAAGGCAGCGCCGUAUGGGACGUUACAAAACCUGACGGUCGGGAUGAACUUCACACAGAGCGAGGUUGACCGGGGUUCGAUUGUAUACACCCACAACGGACAAGAAGGCAUUCGGGACCUUAUCAAGUUCGACGUGACGGAUGGCACCAACCCUUUGAUUGACAGAUAUUUUUAUGUCACGGUGGGUGGCAUUGACAUGGUCUUCCCGGACGUGGUCAGCAAGGGCGUAUCCUUGAAAGAGGGUGGCAGAGUGUCGCUGACCACCGACCUGCUCAGUACAAGUGACCUAAACAGCCCCGAUGAGCACCUGGUCUUUACGAUCACCCGCGCGCCGAUGAGGGGUCACCUGGAGCGUACGGACACUCCCGGGGUGCCCAUCGCGUCCUUCACGCAGCUCCAGCUCGCCGGCAACAAAAUCUACUACAUCCACACCGCGGACGACGAGGUGAAGAUGGACAGCUUUGAAUUCGAGGUGACGGACGGCUACAACCCGGUGUUCCGCACCUUCCGCAUAUCCAUCACGGACGUGGACAAUAAGAAGCCGGUCGUCACAGUGCACGGCCUAGCGGUGGCGGAGGGGGAGAACAAGCUCAUCACGCCGUUCGAGCUAACGGCGGAGGACAGGGACACCGCAGACCACCUCGUGAGGUUCACCGUCACUCAGGUCCCGGUGCACGGCCGUCUGCUCUUCAACAGCAGCCGGCCCGUCGCCUCCUUCACAAAGCAAGACCUGAACGAGAACAUGAUCAGCUAUAAACACGACGGCACCGAAAAUGCCGAGGACAGCUUCUCCUUCACGGUCACGGACGGCACCCACACAGACUUCUAUGUGUUUCCGGACACGGUGUUUGAGACUCGCAAGCCGCAGGUGAUGACGAUUACGAUCCUCCCGGUUGAUAACGGAGUGCCACAGAUUGUGGUGAACAAGGGUGCCCCUACUCUGAAGCUUCUGGAGACGGGUCACCUGGGCUUCAUGAUCACCGGUAAGACCCUGAAGGCCGAGGACAGAGACAGCCUCCAUCACUCGGUGACCUUCAAGCUCACCGUGGGCCCGGAGCACGGCUACCUCAUCAACCUCGGCAAAGGCAACGCCACCGUCACCACGUUUACUCAAGCGGAAAUUGAUGAGCUGAAGGUAUGCUACGUUCUGAAGGAUGGCGACAACGCGACCAGUGACAUCUUCCAUUUCUCCAUUGAGGAUAAUGGAGGUAACAAACUAAAGAGCCAGCAGUUCCGUCUGAACUGGGCCUGGAUCUCUUUCGAGAAGGAGUUCCAUGUGGUGGAUGAAGAGGUCAAGUUCUUGGAGGUGGUGCUGAAACGCAGAGGCUACCUGGGAGAGACCUCCUUUGUCAGUAUAGGCACCAAAGAUGGCACAGCACAGAAGGACAAAGAUUUCCGUGGAAAGUCUCAAAAGCAGGUCCAGUUCAACCCGGGACAGACCACGGCUACGUGGAAGGUCCGCAUCUUGCCCGACAGUGAAUACGAGGUGUCAGAGACGUUUCAGAUCAUUCUGUCAGAGCCUGUCAUGGCAGCACUCGAAUUUCCAGAGGUUGCUAUGGUGGAGAUCGUGGACCCUGGUGAUGAGUCAAAAGUGUCCAUUCCCUCAGCCACCUACAACAUAGAGGAGGAUAUUGGUGAGCUUCUAAUUCCUGUGCGCAGAAGUGGAGAUGUCAGUCAGGAGCUCAUGGUCAUCUGCUAUACCCAGCAAGUGUCAGCUACUGGCACCAUUCCCACCACAGUGCUGUCCUACUCAGACUACAUCUCCAGACCUGAGGAACACCACAGCAUCCUGCGCUUUGACAAAGGAGAGGUGGAGAAAUCUUGCCGGGUUGUGAUCAUUGAUGACUCGCUGUAUGAAGAGGAAGAGAGCUUCAACGUUACUCUCAGCAUGCCCAUGGGGGGUCGUCUGGGCACAGAGUUUCCCACGGCCAGAGUCACAAUCAUACCUGAUAUGGAUGAUGCUCCCGUCUUCUACUUUGGCAACACCAAUUACCAUGCAGAUGAGAGCGACGGCUUUGUUGAGGUGCAGGUAUGGAGGACGGGGACUGAUCUCGCCAAAGCAGGGACUGUCACUGUGCGCUCCAGAAAGACGGAUCCUGUCUCGGCUGAGGCUGGUGUGGAUUAUGUCGGGAUCAGCCAGAACCUCGACUUUGCACCGGGGGUCACCAUGCAGACUUUUCGUGUUACCAUCCUGGAUGACCUGGGCCAGCCGGUGCUGGAGGGGCCAGAGAAGUUUGAGCUGGUUCUUCGGAUGCCCAUGAACGGGAUCCUGGGGGAGCCAAGCAAGGCUACCAUCCUUAUUAAUGACUCAGUGUCUGACUUACCAAAGGUCCAAUUUCAGGAUGCUAUGUAUAUGGGGAAUGAGAACUCAGGGAAGAUCUCAGCCAUUGUGUACCGUAGUGGAGACAUCAGCUACAAAUCCACAGUGCGCUGCUACAGCCGACAGGGAACAGCCCAGGUCAUGAUGGACUUCACUGAGAGGCCCAACACUGAUGCCUCUUUAAUCACCUUUUUACCAGGGGAAGUUGAAAAGCCUUGUGUUCUGGUGCUGGUUGAUGACACAGAACAUGAGGAUGAGGAGGAGCUCCGGCUUGUGUUGGGAAGCCCUAAAAGUGAAUUCCCUUUCGGAGCCACCAUCGGAAUGCAGAAUGAGACUAUUAUUAAAAUCAAAGAUGAAGCAGACAAGGCCAUUAUUAAGUUUGGGGAGACCAAAUUCAGUGUGAAUGAGCCUACGGAAAGUGGCCAGGUGUCCGUGGUGAAGGUCCCAGUGCUGCGUGUUGGAGACACCUCCAAGGUAUCUGUUGUCCGAGUUCACACCAAAGAUGGAUCUGCUACCUCUGGGGAGGACUACCAUCCCAUCUCUGAGGAAAUUGUGUUCAGAAAAGGUGACACAGAGCACUUUGUAGAGGUAGAGGUCCUAUACGACGGUGUCAGAGAAAUGAGGGAGGCGUUUGUUCUCCACCUGAAGCCCGAUGAAAACAUGGUGGCAGAGACAAAGAUGAGCAAAGCCAUAAUCUAUAUUGAGGAGACCAGUAGCAUGGCGGAUGUCACCUUCCCCUCAGUGCCCCAGGUAGUGUCCCUACUACAUUAUGAUGACAUGGACAGGACAAGGGACUACCAUCCUGUGGCUGGAUACCCCGUCAUCUGUGUCACAGCUUGCAACCCAAAGUACCCAGACUACGAUAAGACAGGCUCUAUCUGCAUAAGUGAGAACAUCAACAACACCUUGACCCGCUAUCGCUGGCUAGUCAGCGCCCCCACUGGCCCUGACGGCGUCACAAGCCCUAUGAGGGAGGUGGACUUUGACACCUUCUUCACUUCCUCCAAGCUCAUCACCCUGGACUCAGUAUACUUCCAUGCUGGCUCCAGGAUCCAGUGUGCUGCUAGGGCAGUGAACUCCAAUGGAGACGAGGGUCUGGAGCUCAGUAGCCCCAUUGUGUCCAUCAGUGUGGAGGAGGGGAUGUGCCAGCCUCGUGUCGUAGGUACAGUGGGGGCUGAGCCCUUCUCUGCAAAACUACGAUACACUGGUGCAGAAGACCCAGACCACCCAAACCUCAUCAAACUGACUGUCACCAUGCCCCACAUUGAUGGUAUGUUGCCGGUAGUGUCCACCCGACCUCUCUCCAACUUUGAGCUCACACUGAGCCCUGAUGGGACCCGUGUUGGCAACCAUCGUUGCUCCAACCUAUUGGACUAUACUGAAAUCAAGACCCGUUAUGGUUUCCUCACUGAUGUCACCAAAAAUCCAGAGGCAAUCGGAGAGACCUCCCCUUAUCAGUAUAGCCCCUUUCUAAGGGGAUCCAGCACGCUGCGUUUCUACAGAAACCUCAACUUGGAGGCGUGCUUGUGGGAGUUCAACAGCUACUAUGACAUGUCAGAGUUACUCAGUGAUUGCGGAGGCACCAUCGGGACUGAUGGACAAGUUCUGAACCUGGUCCAGUCCUAUGUGACGCUGCGGGUGCCACUUCAUGUGUCCUAUGUGUUCCACUCCCCUGUGGGAGCAGGAGGAUGGCAGCACUUUGACUUGCAGUCAGAGCUGAGGCUCACAUUUGUUUACGACACUGCCAUCCUGUGGAGGGAUGGUAUCGGUAGCCCACCAGAGGCAGAGCUACAAGGUGCCCUGUACCCAACCAGUAUGCGUAUAAAUGGCCAGGGCCGUCUAGUAGUCAACUUCCGCACCGAAGCUCGAUUCAGAGGCCUGUUUGUGGUUUCACACCCAGCCUCGUCCCUGUCCUCCAUGAUCAUGUGUCCGGACCACCCUGGUUUGACCUUUAACCUGAGCCUUGUGAGGAGUGAGCCCACGUACAACCAGCCCAUCCAGCAGUGGACCUUUGUCUCUGACUUUGCUGUUCGUGACUACUCUGGGACAUAUACGGUGAAGCUGGUCCCCUGUACGUCGCCUCCCAACCUGGAAUACACCAUCCCACCUGUCUGCAAUCCUCGAGACCCUGUCACCUUUGACCUUGACAUCCGUUUCCAGCAGGUAAGCGACCCGGUGGCUGCUGAGUUCAGUCUGAACACGCAGAUGAUCCUCCUCUCCAAGAGGACCCUGUGGCUCUCAGAUGGCUCCAUGGGCUUCGGUCAGGAGAGCGAUACUGCCUUUUCACAGGGGGAUAUAAUUUAUGGCAGAGUGAUGGUGGAUCCCGUGCAAAACUUAGGGGACUCCUUUAUCUGUAACAUUGAGAAGGUUUUUCUGUGCACCGGAGCUGAUGGAUAUGUCCCUAAAUACAAUCCUACCAACUUUGAGUUUGGCUGUCUGGCGGAUGCCCCAUCCCUGCUGUAUAGAUUCAAGAUAGUUGAUAAAGCUCAGCCUGAGACUCAGGCUCAAUCAUUUGGAAAUGUAGCGUUCAAUGCUUUCCUGGCAGUGGAUGACCCAGGGGCAUUGUCUCUAGUGAAACAGCCUGGUUCAGAUGGCUUCAGAGUCGACUCCUCACCCCUUUUCCAGGUGUCUGCUGGAAGAGAAUGGUACAUUCAUACCAUUUACACCAUCCGUUCCAGGGAUAAUGCUAACCGAGGCAUAGGGAAGAGAAGUGUGGAGUAUCACUCACUGAGCCAGCACACCGGCAUCGCAUUGCAAGGCCAGUCUCGAUCCAGACGAUCAGCCAACGAGGUCCAAGAUGUUGUAGAAGAGAUUGGUAUGGAUAACAACCGGGGCACCAACAUCCUGCAUAUAGCACUGGAACGCAGUGGUCAACAAAUGACCAGCCCAGAGAAGGAGAUCUUCACCAAAGGGAUCGUUCCCAGGGAGCUGAACCAAAAAGAAAACAAUGAUGACACGCUCGUGCUGAUCAUAGGAAUCUUCGUCGGGCUGCUCCUCACCAUCCUCAUCAUCAUUGUGGUGGUGUUGCUGAUGCGUUCGAAGCACGAGAAGAAGGGCAUGCCCAAAGGCUCCGGCAGUACAGAGCCCAUGAUGACACAAGGCCUCAGCAACACUGACAGCUCCGAGGUCUGA
Molecule: messenger RNA, 9571 nt
Organism: Lampris incognitus (smalleye Pacific opah)
Lineage: Eukaryota; Metazoa; Chordata; Actinopteri; Lampriformes; Lampridae
Gene: frem2b
Product: FRAS1 related extracellular matrix 2b
Exons: 24
Coding region: 224-9571 (3115 amino acids)
Biological process (GO): cell communication
Cellular component (GO): membrane
Source: RefSeq, a predicted model, not a curated record